GAGGAGAUAUUGUACCAUAAGCUCUAUUUAGGGCGCUGAAAAAGGGAGAAGGAAGUGGUUUGGAAUUGAGCCAUGGUGGGAAUUCAGACGAGGCAACUGACAGGAAGUGGCGGAUGAGUUUCGUCCACACCUUUUCCGGUUUUUCAUUCGGCGCUUGAGAGGCGGCUGCCUGCUGGGGCGAACACCGGAGCAGAGCCUAUUGUAGAAUGGUGAGGCUUUGCAGAGGGACGGCGGGAAAAAUUCGCACACAGGACGUUUGAAAUCGCUUCACGGAGCGGCCCCGAAGACAGCUGCUGUGGCAUAAUAAAGCUUACUCCCCGACGGGCCUUUAAAACCUUUCCCCUUCUUUCUAGUUGAGAAAUUGCGACAGGAAAGAAGCCCUGAGUCGCGCGUUCACCCGCAUUGAGGAAGUGGAAGAAGCAGCGCUGCUCGACGCCUCAGCCGGAUUUACUGACAGCCUCUAAACCAUGUCACAGGCUCGUUUAACCUCUUAAUUCCCUUCAGCUCGAGGAUUACUGUGCAUUUCAGCGAUUACAAGUGUCGCAACACGAGACGUUUCCAUUCGAAAUCGGUUGCUGCUUAAACGCUUUACUUUAUCGAAGGAGACUGUUGAAGAUACUGAGACACACCUUCAUGCUGCUGUCUGUGAUCAUUAUGAACCUUGUGACAAAUGUACAUCCUUUCGUUCACUAGUUUCUGCUCUCGACUCGUCGUAUCUAUGAUUGCAGCCUGAAGUUUGGUUUUCACCUUGCCUACCUUUAUAAACUGCUCCUUUGGGAGUUGACUCCUGGUUCAUGUUGACUGACCACCUGGCAUACCCUCAGAGUAACUGGUCCUUCUUGAAAAAGUAUACACAGCACCAAUUCUGUUACACUUUCAGGUAACAUUGCCUUUUGGACAUCCUUUUUUUUUUGUUAAGGUGAAGGAAAUAUUUAUGAACUAUUUAAAAGAUGGGGAAAAUGCUGUCAAAGAUAUUUGGUAACAAGGAGAUGAGGAUAUUGAUGCUGGGCCUGGACGCAGCAGGUAAAACCACCAUUCUUUACAAACUCAAACUCGGCCAGUCGGUGACCACGAUUCCCACAGUCGGCUUCAACGUGGAAACGGUGACCUACAAGAACGUCAAGUUCAAUGUGUGGGAUGUGGGAGGCCAGGACAAGAUCCGCCCACUGUGGCGCCACUACUACACCGGCACGCAAGGCUUAAUCUUUGUGGUGGAUUGCGCAGACAGGGAUCGCAUCGACGAGGCGCGACAGGAGCUGCACCGCAUCAUCAACGACCGCGAGAUGCGGGACGCCAUUAUCCUGAUUUUCGCCAACAAGCAGGAUCUGCCUGAUGCCAUGAAGCCACACGAGAUCCAGGAGAAGCUUGGACUCACGCGCAUCAGAGACCGCAACUGGUACGUGCAGCCUUCUUGCGCCACCACUGGUGACGGAUUGUAUGAAGGCUUGACAUGGCUCACCUCUAAUUACAAAUCUUAAUGACCGCUUACUUUGGCCUGGACUCUUUUUAGUUAAGAAGAAAACAUUUCCAAGGAAUAAAUUUAACAUUUUAUUUCAAUAUGCUCAAAAAGUUUGAAUUAUAUUUUCAUUUAUUUUUUGAUUGUCGAAAUGACCCCUUACCUAAUAAUUUAUAGCUUUGAACAAGAUUGGGUUUGCUUGCUUUCUAGCUUUGUUUUGUAGCCUGUUGGCCACCUCCCUUCAUUAACUGUUGCUUUCUGAUUUCAUUUUUAUUUUGCCUCCUAAUGAAGAUUUCUUUUUUUAUGAUGUAGGGGUUUUUUUUGUUUAUCUCUGAUAAUUUUUUUUCCUUUUUGACUUAAUUUUUGGUUAAAAUUUGUUCUUUUUGAACCCUUUCUGUCUGUUGUCUGUGUUUUUGGAGUCUUUGUGGGGAAAAAAAAUGAAGGUCUGUUUCCUGAAAAUAGUCCAUGGAUGUGGUGUUAUAAGAAGGGAUGUUUCAGACCAUCUGUAGGACAGUUUUACUGACAAAGUUGUAACAAUCUUAAUAGCUGAUUGCGUGAGCAGUUAAAUUCAACCAUUGUCACCGGCAUCACAAGAUACUUAAACUGUAUAUGAACCCAUGGAAUAUUAAUUAUAUGCAAUCUAUGAUAUUUACUCUGGAAAGAGCACAUGACAUUCAUAAGCUGUAGAAAAGAAAAAAGGAAACUUGCAUCACAGUGUCACAUGGUUCAAAUUUGAACCCUGGGGUUCUUUAUGUUGUUGCCCAAAAGUCAAGUAAAGCAGCUGAAUAAUUUUUUUUGUACGGACAUUUUGUACCAUUUAGGCUUAUUUCAGUCUACCAAAAUUUCACUUGAAGUCAUAAGUCUUUAGAACAUGAGAUUGUAACCUACAUUUCCACCGUAGUGUUUGCACCAGAGUGAACUGCACUUGCCAUAUAACUGAGGAAUCUUUCCCAUGACUCAUUUUCCUCUCAUUGCUUCGCUCAUGUCAAAGACCAUUGUACAGAGACUAACUGUAAUUGUAACAUCCAAUUAAACGUAGACAUUUUAAAGAUUUUA
This is a messenger RNA of Silurus meridionalis, 2512 nucleotides long. RefSeq names its product ADP-ribosylation factor 6b (gene arf6b). The transcript has 2 exons. NCBI's taxonomy places the organism in Eukaryota, Metazoa, Chordata, Actinopteri, Siluriformes, Siluridae. Gene Ontology annotation, molecular function: GTP binding; GTPase activity. Gene Ontology annotation, cellular component: cytoplasm. The coding region runs from base 951 to 1478 and encodes 175 amino acids. The record is from RefSeq and is a predicted model, not a curated record. Gene Ontology annotation, biological process: vesicle-mediated transport; intracellular protein transport.